Molecule: messenger RNA, 2819 nt
Organism: Chrysemys picta bellii (western painted turtle)
Lineage: Eukaryota; Metazoa; Chordata; Testudines; Emydidae
Source: RefSeq, a predicted model, not a curated record
UCUUCCUUCCCGUCUCCUGCCCCACUGCCAGCAGCUCCACGGUGCUACAACUGGUGGAAGUGAUGGGCUUUCAGAGAGCCCAGGCUCCAGGGCGCACAGGGACACCUUCCCACUACGUACGGGGUGCUGGUAGAGUGGGAGGGAUCCCAGGUGCCGGGGCCCGGCGGCACACAAGACUCUGGUGCUGCAGGGACAGCUGCCUCCAGUGCCACUGCUCCCAGGAGGGCUCCUGCCGGAGGCACUGAAGGGACAGCUCCCUAUUUCUCCCGAGGCUCCUGCCUAUUAAGCACAGGGCGGUUCCUGCUGGGGGUGCUGAAGGGACAGCGCCCCAUUGAGCCGCCUGCGGCUGUUGGGAGAGGGCUGCUAAGGGAGAAGCUCCCCGAGCCUCUGCUGUUCACACCGCCGCUGCUGCUAAGCCAGCGGCUGGCCUCGAAGGGACACCAGCUUCUUCCCAGCUCCCUUGGACUCCGGCCACAGCAGCUCCGGGCAGCCAGGAAUGUAAUCCACAAUGCUAGUUCUCAGGGUGCUCAAUGUUGUUGCUCCAGCCUACUUCCUGUGCAUCUCCUUAGUGACCUUCGUCCUCCAGCUCUUUCUCUUCAUCCCCAGCAUGUUCAAAGACCCUUCCACCACCCCACUUUUCUCUCCUGCUCUGCUGCAUGGGGCCCUCUUCCUCUUCCUCUCAGCUAAUGCCCUGGGGAACUACAUCCUUGUGAUACAGAACUCCCCUGAGGACCUUGGCAAGUGCCUGAACUCGGGCGGAGGAGCCGAAGUGGUGGCGGACCGGCCGGACAGAAGCAGGUCCCCUUGCUCAGCCUUGCCCAGCACCCACUUCUGUAGACUGUGUGCCAGAGUCACCCAAAGGCAUGACCACCACUGUUUCUUCACAGGGAACUGCAUCGGGAGCAGGAACAUGCGGAACUUCGUCAUGUUCUGCCUCUACACCUCCUUGGCUUGUCUCGACUCCCUGGUGGCAGGGGUGGCUUACAUUUCUGCAGUGCUCUCUAUGUCCUUUGCAAACCCACUGGCCUUCCUCGCCCUCCUGCCUCACUCCAUCAGCCAGUUCUUCUCAGGAGCUCUCCUUAGCUCUGAAAUGUUUGUCAUUCUCAUGCUGUACCUCUGGCUUGGAAUUGGACUUGCCUGUGCUGGCUUCUGUUCCCACCAGAUACUGUUGAUCUUACGAGGGCAAACUCGCUACCAGGUGCGGAAGGGGAUGGUGGUAAGAGCCCGGCCCUGGAGGAAGAACCUGCAGGAUGUCUUUGGGAAGAGGUGGCUAAUAGGACUUCUCAUUCCUAUACUAAAUGUGGGAAGUGACUAUCACAGGCAUAAAGACAAGUAACUCUCCACAACACAUACACACUGAUAUACCCCUACUUUCUCAUACUCUGCUGCAACAUGGCAAAGUUGGGAUAUUCCAUCUCUCAGUACUGCAGACUCUGGGGGGAAGGGAUUGGCUAGCAAACUGAACAGAAAUAAGGGAUUGUCUUUCUGUUCUGUGCUUGUACAGUGCCUAGCACAAUGGGGUCCACAUCCAUGACUAGGGCUCCUAGCCGCUAUGUUAAUACAAAUAAUAAAUAUUAAUAAGGAGAUCACAAACCAUGUAGAUGAAGAGAUACUGCCGCUUUGUAGACACAUCACUGCACCUGUGUACAUGGCAACAGUCUCUGUACUAUUAGAAAAAUAAUAUUCAAAUCCUCCUUUAGGCUCCUUUCUCACUCUUUUAUCUCCCCCCUCUCUCUUGCUCUCUCUCUCUCUUAUCUAACCUAUGCCUUCUCCCACAACUGGCAGCAGGAUCCUUCUCCAUUUAGCUGAUAGUCCAUGCUAUAAUGACUAGAUUGUAAGCAAAGUAUAUGUUCCUGUGGGGGGUUUCCAAGUUGGAGCUUUAUGAAGCAAAGUGACCUGAAACAGAAAGAAGCAUUUAACAAUAAAACUUUAGUGCAGCCAAACCCUCUAGGAAGAGGCUGCUAGGAAGGCAGAGAGAGUCUAGUCUUGAUAGACUAGAAAUUAGGGAUGGAAAGGACUUAUUAGGUCUCUUGAUCUCCAAUUAUUCUUGAUCUCUUCCCUUCGUAGGUGUAUGAAGGGAUAGCAGCUAAUAGACUGACCAUGAGGCCUAUCAGGAUUGCAACUCUAUUGGCUGCUUCUCAGAGUAUUUCUUCUUCAACUCCCCACCCCCAACCCUUGCCUUAUGACACAGUCCAUGGCACAAUUGUCUAUCCCGCUUCAAGGAUCAGCAAGCGGAUCUAAUAAUGGACCUUGGAUCAAAUAAGGCAGAGAUACAAGGAAAGAAAACUGUGAGCAUGAAUGGAAAAGAUGCAUUUGAGAGUUGGGCUGUGUGUGAGUGAUUGUGUGACAGAGAUAGGCUGGGGUGACUUGCGUGAGUGAGUGACAGAAAGUGCAUGCAUACAGACUGGGCUGGCAGGAGAGUGUAAGUGGCAGCAUUUAAAUGUACAUCCUGAUGUAGCACACAGUCAAAGAUGGUCCGUCCAUGUUGAGUGGUGUUCAGAGUUCAGACCUCACUAGAAGACAGUGGGGUUCUCCAAAGACCGUGACACUUUGCUAUCAUUUUGUAGUAGUAUUAAAAAUUAACAAAAUUAUUACCUCAAACAUUCCUGCCAUACCUUUACCAUAGGCUCUUCAGAGGUUCUCAAACUGGGGGGGGCGUGGAAUGUGUUCUGGGGGGGCAUGAGAAGCUUUAGGGAAAAAAUUACUGCGCAUAUUCAGAGCUGGUUGGCCAGAGAGUGGUGGCCAUACCCAGGGCCGCCAAGAGCAGGUUCGGGCCCCGGUGAAAAAUUUUUUUUGGGCCCCCCAGCAAGGGCAGACCG